This is a messenger RNA of Protopolystoma xenopodis, 534 nucleotides long. NCBI's taxonomy places the organism in Eukaryota, Metazoa, Platyhelminthes, Monogenea, Polystomatidea, Polystomatidae. The record is from the annotation of a GenBank genome assembly.
AUGUCCCACCUUGAUCCGCAUUCCUCGUCUCUUCUCUGCGAUGCUCAACUUGUCUCAACUUGUCUCGCCUUGACUCAACCUGCCCUCAUCCGCUUUCCUCGCCGUUACCAAAUUCGACUUGACAAAUCAUGUCUCGCCUUGAUCCGCAUUCCUCAUCAAAAUGCUGUGUUUUUGGGCCAAACGAGACCUCAACUGACCCGUUGUCCUGCCCUCUCUGCCGAUCCUACUGCGACACAUUUAUUUCUCUUACUCGCUUACAAUCAGCGCACACUGUCAAUCUAUCUUUUGUCACUGCGCCGCGCUCUCUCUCUCUCUCUCUCUCUCUCUGCAUGUGUAAAUGCAGUGUGUUGUCUUGUCAGACAGGUUCAACGAGUUCACCUACAGGCUGGACUAGACGACAACCAGUCCCUCUCGACACUGUCCAUCCGCGAGUCGACGUCGGCCGUCCUCGACUCUUCAAUCCGGCAAGAUGAUCUCGCGUCUGCCAGUCCCCCGAGCACGGCCUCCGCUUUGAUGCCUCGCCGCAGCACUUGA